Fukomys damarensis (Damara mole-rat) is the source of this 897-nucleotide messenger RNA. It is a transcript of the gene Spegnb, whose product is annotated as SPEG neighbor. NCBI's taxonomy places the organism in Eukaryota, Metazoa, Chordata, Mammalia, Rodentia, Bathyergidae. The record is from RefSeq and is a predicted model, not a curated record.
GUCAGAGCUUCUGUCUCUGCCUGCACCCCAUGUUUGCUGUCCACUCCUCAGAUGUCCAAAGCAGCUCCUGCCAAAAAACCGACAGCCCCACCUCCAGGAUGUACUCUGGAUAUCAACGACCCCCAGGUUCAGAGCAAAGCCAAAAUCCUGGCCUCCUACCUGGGCCACAGGUCCCUGAAGGAGCCGUGCGAGAAGGGGCCGCCGCGGGUGCUGGAGCCGCUGAAUGACGUGGUGCUGAGAGGUAGCGCGACCAAGCUCACUGGCCGCAUUUCGGCUUUCCCGGUGUUCAUCCGCUGGAGCAAGAAUGGCAAAGAGAGGAGCUGCGGGACGUAUUGCUACAUUUCUGAGGACCCUGACGCAGUGUCGCUGGUGGUGCGCGACGGCGAGAUGGCAGACCUAGGCCAGUACAGUACCACUGUAACCAACUCCUUGGGCCCGUGCUCCGACUCCACGCCCAUCCCGGUAGAUGUCCCGGCUGAGAUUCAAAAAGGACCAGACAAUACGAAGGCGCUCAAAGGCACUACUGUAAGGCUGACUGCGCAGAUCUUGGGAGAGCCUAUGCCCGACGUGGGCUAGACGAAGGACGGCGGGGGGGUCAUCGAGGAAGACGACAGGGUGUUCUUCGAGAUCGGCGCCGCCACCACCACGACGCUGACCAUUCGCCAGGCCACAUCGGGGGCCAUGUCCGAGGCCAGCGGCAAGUACGGUGUAGUGAAGAGGCUGGGGAUGGACCAGAACUUCACGCGCGUGGACGCGGCCUGAAGAAACCCUCAGACCUCUCGUCCUGACCUCAAGGCCAGGGGUGGGUCUCUCCCGGGUCUUGUUUAAUAAAGCUGCUCUCUCCGACCCUCCUCCUCUGUCCUUGCUCCAGCGUAGCAUUCUCUCUCCCGGCCGCCA